Messenger RNA from Gymnodraco acuticeps, 1120 nucleotides. Its product is annotated as glutamate receptor ionotropic, delta-1-like. The record is from RefSeq and is a predicted model, not a curated record. The transcript has 2 exons. The coding region runs from base 8 to 562 and encodes 184 amino acids. Lineage: Eukaryota; Metazoa; Chordata; Actinopteri; Perciformes; Bathydraconidae.
UGAGCUGAUGAACCAGGGCAUCUUGGCGUUGGUCACCUCUACAGGAUGUGCCUCAGCCAGCGCUCUGCAGUCUCUGACGGACGCAAUGCACAUCCCUCACCUGUACGUCCAGAGGAGCAGCGAGGGCUCUCCGCGCACCGCCUGCCCCUUCAACCCCAGCCCGGGGGGGCACAGGUACACGCUGUCCGCCCGGCCGCCCGUCCGCCUCAACGACGUGAUGCUCACGCUGGUGGAGGAGCUGCGCUGGCAGAAGUUCAUCAUCUUCUAUGACAUCGAAUACGAUAUCCGCGGGCUGCAGGGCUUCCUGGACCAGACGUCUCGGCGCGGCAUGGACGUGGCUCUGCAGCGCGUGGACAGGAACAUCAGCCAGGUGUUCAGCAGCCUGUUCAGCUCCAUGAGGACGGAGGAGCUGAACAGAUACCGAGACACUCUGAGGAGAGCUAUCCUGCUGCUGAGCCCCCACGGAGCACACACCUUCAUCCAGCAGGUCGGUCCUCACGCUGUGUGGUGUGCAUGUAUGUAUGUGUGGGUGUGUGUUUUUGUGUGUGUGUGGUUUCACUAACGUAUUGAUGAAGUACUACAUGGCAUGUAUGCACACAUAAGGAUCAAGAGAUGUGUGUGUGUGUGUGUGUGUGUGAUGGCAAAAGACAAAACGUGUGUUAAGGGAACAGAUGGAUAUAUAUGGGUUGAAGAAUUGACCGGUUGGUUGUUGUACGAUUACGUAUGAGCACGUUAGGGGACACGUGAGCCUAUAAAGAAAGUAAAAAUGUACGCCGUAAGUUACUUCUCCUAACUGUACAAAGGAAACAAGGAGGUGUAUCAAGGGAGCACUUGCAUAUAUGGAAGAAACGUGACUUAGUUCAAAGGGAACAAGUGAUCCUUGUGAAGGAAAUGUGUGAGUGUCCAUAUGGAAAUAAUGACUGUACAUAGAAUGGGAACAUGUAUUGAUUGAUUGAGUUAUUGAUUGACUGAAGAUUAAACUUGUUUGAUUUGUCGAAAGCCAACACAAAAAUGGCAAACACAGUUUGCACCAAAUGUAAUUGACAGUUUAUAAAAUGAACUUGAUUUAAUUUGUUAGACCAGACUGAGAACAAGAGAACAAGUGAGUCUGUUAAAACAA